Molecule: messenger RNA, 1190 nt
Organism: Triticum aestivum (bread wheat)
Lineage: Eukaryota; Viridiplantae; Streptophyta; Magnoliopsida; Poales; Poaceae
Product: fasciclin-like arabinogalactan protein 11
Exons: 1
Coding region: 98-889 (263 amino acids)
Biological process (GO): plant-type secondary cell wall biogenesis
Cellular component (GO): plasma membrane
Source: RefSeq, a predicted model, not a curated record
GGAUCCCACUUCCAUUAAUGACAUCUCAAUUGCACCACCAUAUAUAGCGUAGCCAAGCACGCAGUAGCAUCACACAAAGAACAAGCAGCACAAAGCAAUGGAGGCGCAUAUGCGAUCCAUGACGGCCACCUUUCUCCUCGUGCUCCUCUCCCUGUCCGCAGCCGCUCCGUCGGCUCGUGGCCAGGCGGUGGCGGCCGCGCCGGCUCCAGCGGCGGCUGCCCCGAAGACGAUCAAGGCGGUGCUGACCAAGGCCGGGCAGUUCACCAAGUUCCUCCAGCUGCUGCAGUCCACCCAGGAGGAGGAGCAGAUCGACACCCAGCUCAAGGGCAAGGCCUCAUCCGGCGGCGGUCUCACUGUCUUCGCGCCGCCGGACAACGCCUUCACUGCGCUCAAGUCCGGCACCCUCAACUCCCUCUCCGACCAACAGAAGACGUCGCUGGUGCAGUUCCACGUGGUCUCCCAGCUGCUCCCCAUGGCGCAGUUCGACACGGUGAGCAACCCGCUGCGCACGCAGGCCGGCGACACCGGCAGGGGGAAGUACCCGCUCAACGUCACGUCGGACGGCGGCGGGAGGGUGAACAUCUCCACCGGCGUCGUCAACGCCUCCGUCGACGGCACGCUCUACACCGGCGACAGGCUGGUGGUGUACCAGGUGGACAAGGUGCUGCUGCCGUGGGCGCUCUACGGGCCGCCCGUGCCCGCGCCCGCGCCCGCGCCGUCGCCGGCGGCGGACAAGGACAAGAAGAAGGCCGGGCCGGUGGCGGUGGCCGACGCGCCGGUGGCCGAUACAGCCACGGCGUCCGCGGCGGCGCCCCGGGAGAUGCGGGGCCUCGGCGGCCGUCUCUGCAUGGUGGCCAUCGCCGUUGCGGCCGCGUGGUGUGGCAUGUGACGAUCGAGGAAGAGUGGCGGACAGUCGGAUGUUGCCAUGCGUUGGAUGUUUUGAUUUUCCCUUUUCUUCGUCGAGACUCGAGAGACGAGAGGUGCUCGAAUCGUUCGGUAACCGAUAUUUUUUAUGUUUAUGUUUUUCUUCGGUGUGUUGUUCUUCGUUUUGUUUAUGUUUUUUCAGUAUGAUCCUUGUAUUUGCUGAAGCAUCGUAACGUUUCGGUCAGUAUUUUCCUCUUGUAGCAAAGUAGCAAUAUUGAGUGUACGCUGGGCGCCACCCGGGGUUCAAUUAAACGUUUUUCUUCUUU